This is a messenger RNA of Saccharomycopsis crataegensis, 504 nucleotides long. It is a transcript of the gene HHO1, whose product is annotated as histone H1. The coding region runs from base 1 to 504 and encodes 167 amino acids. The record is from RefSeq and is a predicted model, not a curated record. The transcript is spliced from 3 exons. NCBI's taxonomy places the organism in Eukaryota, Fungi, Ascomycota, Saccharomycetes, Ascoideales, Saccharomycopsidaceae. Gene Ontology annotation, molecular function: nucleosomal DNA binding; double-stranded DNA binding; structural constituent of chromatin. Gene Ontology annotation, cellular component: nucleus; nucleosome. Gene Ontology annotation, biological process: chromosome condensation; negative regulation of DNA recombination; nucleosome assembly.
AUGGCCAAAGCUGUUGCUGCUGCUGCUAAGAAACCAGAACAUCCUACUUAUAAGGAUAUGAUUAAGGAGGCUAUUACUGUUUUGAAGGAACGUAAUGGUUCUAGUCGUCAAGCCCUUAAGAAGUACCUUCAAGCCAACUAUAAGAUGACCGCUUCUAACUUUGAUGCUCAAUUCAACUUGGCCUUGAGAAGAGGUGUUGACAAGGGUGAUUUUAUUCAACCAAAGGGUCCAUCUGGUCCAGUCAAAUUGGCCAAAAAGGAACCAGUCAAGAAGACAACCGAAAAGAAAGUUGCCAAAGUUGUUAAGCCUACUGCUCCAAAGAAAACUGUGACCCCAAAGAAGGCUACCGCUGCCAAGAAGGCUGUUGCUGCCCCAAAGAAAGCUGCCCCAAAGAAAGCUGCCGCUACCAAGAAGGUUGCUUCCUCUAAGAAAGCCGCUCCAAAAAAAGCUGCCCCAAAGAAGGCUGUAUCAAAGAAAGCUGCUCCAAAAAAAGCCAAGAAGUAA